CUGCCCGCGCUCUCCCCUACCAUGACCGAGGGCAGCAUUGUGGCCUGGAAGGCUCAAGAAGGUGACGAAAUUAUGACGGGCGAUGUUCUAUUCGAGAUUGAGACAGACAAGGCCACCAUGGCCGUUGAAUCGAUUGAAGACGGCGUGCUUCGCAAAAUUAUUAUUGGCGACGGUACCUCGGGCAUCCCUCUGAACACCAUCGUCGGCUACAUGACUGAGUCUGCCGAUGAAGAGGUGCAGGAGGUGGAUGAGCAGCCUGCCGAAAGCAAGCCUGCUGCAAAGGCCGACUCACAGACACAGGCCGAGGCCCAGACCGAGGCGCCCUCGGCUGCAGCGCAGGGCUCGGCAGCGCAGGGCUCGGCAGCGCAGGGCUCGGCAGCGCAAGCUACGCCUGGCGGCCAGCCAACCACACGCCCCCUCAGUCCCGCCGUGCGUGCGCUGGUGGACAAGCAUGGUUUGGACGUGAGUCAGAUCCCGGCAACUGGUCCCAAGAACUACCUCUUGAAGGGCGAUGUGCUGGCCUUUAUGGCCGGCGAAAUGCCCGCUGCCAAACCUUCGACCUCGGCUAAAUCCGAGCCAACCUCAGCCAAUGCCCGCAAGCGCAAGGGUCGGGGUCAUCGCGACAUUCCCGCCUCAAACAUGCGCAAGACCAUUAGCAAGCGUUUGACGGAAAGCAAGGGCACCAAGCCUCACACGUACACCAAGGGCGAGGCUGACAUCACCGAGCUUUUGCAAAUGCGCAAGCGCUUCAAAGAACAAGGCAUCAAUUUUUCAGUCAACGACAUGGUCAUCAAGGCGGCGGCAUUGGCUCUGCGUCAAGUACCAGCCGUGAAUGCCAGUCUGGGUUCUGAUGGUGAAGUUCAGCUGAACAACACCGUGGACAUCUCCGUGGCCGUGGCUAUCGAUGCAGGUCUGAUUACUCCAAUCAUCUUCAAUGCGGACGCCCUCAAUGUGCCCGCCAUCUCUUCGGCCAUGGGUGCGCUGGCCGCCAAAGCGCGAUCUGGCAAGCUGCAACCGCACGAGUACCAGGGCGGGACCUUUAGCAUCUCAAAUCUCGGCAUGUUCGGAAUUACCCACUUUACUGCUGUCAUCAAUGACCCGCAGUCCAGCAUCCUGGCUGUCGGUUCAGCCCAAAAGCGCCCAACGCCGGACGCUGGGCCGCGUGAUAUUUUGACUUUUCAGCUGAGCUGUGAUGAGCGCGUAAUCAGCCAAGAUCAAGCAGCCGAGUACCUCAAGGUCCUGGCUUCAUAUCUGCAAAACCCGGCCGUUGUCAUGGCACAGCAGAUCAACAAGGACUUUGAGUAG
Molecule: messenger RNA, 1305 nt
Organism: Monosiga brevicollis MX1
Lineage: Eukaryota; Choanoflagellata; Craspedida; Salpingoecidae
Exons: 6
Biological process (GO): pyruvate decarboxylation to acetyl-CoA
Cellular component (GO): pyruvate dehydrogenase complex; mitochondrion
Molecular function (GO): acyltransferase activity
Source: RefSeq, a predicted model, not a curated record